CCAGUAUAAAGACCAGAUCAUCCUGGGUAGGGAAAAAAUAAAGGGCUAAUUACUAUUUAGCCCUGCAUUGUUCAAUUGUGUUACUUUUAAAGUAUUAUAAGUUCAAAAUGUCUUUAUUUAUGAAGAAACUUACAAUAUUUUCAAGCAUUCCAAAAUUUUUUCGAAAUUUAUCUGAUGCUCCUCCGCAAGUUGUGAUUUUACCUCACAAAGUUCCAUCACCUUAUAUAAAAGCCUCUCAACUGACAAAAGACAAUAUUCCAGAAAAUAAAGGUUGCCCAGUUUGCAGCAGAGGAAUAAGUUUCAAAGUUGAUGAUGUAUUGUUUUUAUCACAGUUCUUAACUCCUGAAGGUCACAUGAUGAACAGAAGAGUAACUGGAGUUUGUAAAAAGCAGCAAGUUGCUAUUUUUAAAGCAAUACAUAUUGCAAGGAGACAAGGAUUGCUUCCUCGUGUUGUUCCGAAAGACGGAGGGCCUCCGCCCGAGUACGGACUGAAGUCAAAAUCGCUUACUAAGAGAACCUACAAAUCUCGUAUUUAAUGUUGGAUUGCACAAACCUUGUGAAACUUUUUUUAAAUAUUUGUUAUUUAGUAGUUUUGUGAAUUUAUUAUUCCUGCUAAAACUAUUUAUUUUUGUUAAA
Hydra vulgaris (swiftwater hydra) is the source of this 636-nucleotide messenger RNA. Its product is annotated as large ribosomal subunit protein mL66. Gene Ontology annotation, biological process: mitochondrial translation. The record is from RefSeq and is a predicted model, not a curated record. Lineage: Eukaryota; Metazoa; Cnidaria; Hydrozoa; Anthoathecata; Hydridae. Gene Ontology annotation, molecular function: small ribosomal subunit rRNA binding; structural constituent of ribosome. Gene Ontology annotation, cellular component: mitochondrial small ribosomal subunit; ribosome.